Cebus imitator (Panamanian white-faced capuchin) is the source of this 3018-nucleotide messenger RNA. It is a transcript of the gene LRTM2, whose product is annotated as leucine rich repeats and transmembrane domains 2. Gene Ontology annotation, molecular function: protein binding. Bases 1145 to 2269 code for a protein of 374 amino acids. The transcript has 6 exons. Gene Ontology annotation, cellular component: plasma membrane. The record is from RefSeq and is a predicted model, not a curated record. Lineage: Eukaryota; Metazoa; Chordata; Mammalia; Primates; Cebidae.
GUUCGGUUUUUCCUUCUCUUACAGGCAGGAUGGAAGACGCUGCCUUGCAUGUCUCUGAAAUAGGAGAAAGACCCGCUUCCCAGGGGGCCUCAAUGGAAACAAAAGUCAGCCGCUGGCUCUGUGUCUGUGCCUGCCCUUCUUUCCCCAGAUGGAAGGGGAGAGAGAGAGGCACGGAAGACAGGUGCAGCCUGGGGGUGAGGGAGCGCCUGGAGGCGCGGGGUGGGAGACGGAGGUGGUGGGGAAACAGCUUUCCUCCUCCCAGGGGUCAGCAGCGAUUCAUCCACAGGCACCGUUUUCCACUGAAAUGUGAGCACGGACAGGGUGAGCACAGCCCUCGCAGUGGCCGUGGUGCCUCUGGUGUGCGCCUGUGUGUGCUGCUGCCGCUGUCAUCACAGAUGCACCCCAGCUGUCACUCCCCGCUCUGCUCCGGCUUGUUGCUCGCGCACACGCGCGCGCUCUCCUCCCUCGCCCCUUUCUUCCCUCUCUCCUCUCUCUCUCUCUCUCCAUCCCUCUGUUUCCUUCUCAGUUUGUGACUGACCCAGCAGCCCCGUACCCUGUCUGCUGCAAGCCGUCCACCUCCUGGUGCUGUGUGCUGUGUGCCAGCCCCUGCUCCUGCUGAGUGGAGACUCUGGCACCAGUGCCCACUGCGCUCUGCCUGCCGGUGGUGUCUGGAUUUCUCCAGGAAUCCCAGGAGGGUCUCACUGGAGGAUUGAGAGCCACCUGAUUGAAGGCGUUUGUGGUCAGAGUAAAGACGGGUAUAUGGGGACAAAUCAGCUGCUUUCUCAGCUCCAGUGAGAGUGGACCAGGCAAUGCUGUGGGCACUGCAGAGGACCACUCAGAGGAAAGGCGGCAUCUUCCUUUCCUACCUCUGCCUUUCCUGUACCAGUAACCUCCGAGUCUGCUGCAGCAUGAACCCCUGAGCUGAUGAGUCUUAUUAUAGCCCGGCUGGCGGAAGACAGAGUGCUGCUAUUCACCUCUGCGAGAGCGGCGGCAGUGCAGGGGGAAGCGGCAGGCCACCCAGUGGCUCACACCCUACGUGGCUGCAGCUGCCAAGGGCCUGGACCCUGUCUCCCUGGGGCCAUGGACUGACAGGCGGCGCACCCAGGGGCUCCUCUCCCUCCAGAGCGACAGGGCCCGGAGAGCCAUGGGCCUCACCAUGCUGGCACCGGGCAGCAGCCCUGAGCAGAGGGGCAGGCUUGCCCUGCAGCUGAGGCAGGUGUCCUGGAUCACCUGCUGGAUCACCCUGUAUGCAGUGGAGGCCCUCCCCACCUGCCCCUUCUCCUGCAAGUGUGACAGCCGCAGCCUGGAGGUGGACUGCAGUGGUCUAGGCCUCACUGCGGUGCCUCCGGAUGUGCCUGCGGCCACCCGAACCCUCUUGCUCCUGAACAAUAAGCUGAGUGCCCUGCCAAGCUGGGCUUUCGCCAACCUGUCCAGCCUGCAGCGCUUGGACCUGUCCAACAACUUCCUGGACCAGCUGCCCCACUCCGUUUUUGGGGACCUGACCAAUCUGACCGAGCUGCAGCUGCGCAAUAACAGCAUCAGGACCCUGGACAGAGACCUGCUGCGGCACUCCCCAAUGCUCCGCCACCUGGACCUGUCCAUCAACGGCCUGGCCCAGCUGCCCCCUGGCCUUUUUGACGGGCUCCUGGCUCUGCGCUCCCUCUCGCUUCGCUCCAAUCGCCUGCAGAACCUGGACCGGCUGACGUUUGAACCCCUGGCGAACCUGCAGCUGUUGCAGGUGGGGGAUAACCCCUGGGAGUGUGACUGUAACCUGCGUGAUUUCAAACACUGGAUGGAGUGGUUCUCCUACCGAGGGGGGCGCUUGGACCAGCUUGCCUGCACCCUCCCCAAGGAGCUGAGGGGGAAGGACAUGCGCAUGGUCCCCAUGGAGAUGUUCAACUACUGCUCCCAGCUGGAGGACGAGAAUAGCUCAGCUGGGCUGGAUAUUCCUGGGCCACCCUGCACCAAGGCCAGUCCAGAGCCUGCUAAGCCCAAGCCCGGGGCUGAGCCGGAGCCGGAGCCCAGCACAGCCUGCCCCCAGAAGCAGAGGCACCGGCCGGCGAGCGUGAGGCGAGCCAUGGGCACAGUGAUCAUCGCAGGGGUCGUGUGUGGCAUCGUCUGCAUCAUGAUGGUGGUGGCUGCUGCCUACGGCUGCAUCUAUGCCUCCCUCAUGGCCAAGUACCACCGGGAGCUCAAGAAGCGCCAGCCCCUGAUGGGGGACCCUGAGGGUGAGCAUGAGGACCAGAAGCAGAUCUCUUCUGUGGCCUGAGUGCCAAUCCCCACCUGGCCAGGUAGGAAGGGCAGGGAGAGCACACCGCAUUGCUCUGCCAUAGCCCCCACCUUGACAUGGCGCUGGCCACUGCUUCCCCCAGUCCACUCUCCUCCCCACCCUCCAGCAGACAAGCCACAACAGGCUUUCUCCCUGCACUUCCAAGGCUCCCUGGAAGCCACGGUGCUGGGGGCUCCUGCUGAUGCUCCUCUCUGGGCCAGUACAUCUUUGGAACAUCUGGGGGAUCUCCCUAAGCUCUGGCCACAGCAAAGCAAGGAGGUAUGUGCCAGAGGAGGCUUCCAGGCUGGGCGUUCCCCUGUCGUCCUUCCUGCCCGGGGGCGGCCACAGCUGGUGACUUGUCCUACCUUGCUGGUCCCACCUCACCUGCAUUGAGGGGACAGGGAAGGAGGAAUCUGAGGGAUGGGGUAGAUUUCUGAGACUCUCUCCUGAGCCAGAAAGACGUUCUUAACACCCCUGCAGUAAGAAACCUGGUCCAGCUCUACAACUGCUGGCACCAAUGUGCAAACACACCAGUCCUGCCAUCUGGACCCAGCACUCAGAGAAACCAUACACCCCUGGCCGAUGCCAUCAAGCCCCUGGAUCUGCUAUAGGCCACACUGACCACAUGCUCCUGGAUUCACUAGUUCACUCACACACACCCUUUGUGUCACCAGUGCAGUCACAUGGAUUGAAAGAAUACACACACACACACACUCUCUCUCUCUCUCUCUCUCUCUCUCUCUCUCACU